CAUACGAGGACACAACAUGGGCAUGCUGGUGGCCACACUUGUGUUCUGCAGUGCAGUGCUCCAGGCGGCACCAGGCGUGGCAGCAGUCUGUGGGAGGCAGGGAUUGCACGCUCGGAUUUAUGGUGGAACCAAUGCAGUCCCAGGGGAAUGGCCAUGGCAUGCGACUCUGAGCUUCAAGGGGAAGCCGAAUUGUGGAGGAACCCUGAUCUCGGAGAAAUGGGUCCUCACAGCUGCUCACUGCUUUGACAAUACAGCUGUGGAUAAUAAAAGGGACCCCACACUAUGGAGAGUCCACCUGGGCUUCACCAAAAUGGGAUAUACUCCAGAAGAAAGCUCAGCAGUUACUGUUAUGCCAAUUAAGAUCGUGGUACAUAACAGCUAUACCAACUACGUUGAAGGACAUGACAUCGCACUGGUGGAACUGUCCCAACCUGCAAAUUUUACAAGAUUUAUCUCCCCCAUUUGCCUCCCAGAGAGCACCCACCGAUUCCACUUUCGCAGCACCUGCUAUGUAACUGGCCUUGAAGAUGUUCCAGAAGGUGUGCCCCUAGACAGUAAGAGGUUACUGCAGAAAGUUGCUCAAACACUAAUAGGAUGGAGAACGUGUAACUGUAUCUACAACACUCACAUGAGACCAGAAGUUUCCGACCCUGCAAAGCCUGGUAUGUCGUGUAUCUUGGACACUAUUGGAGCAAAGGGUCCUUGUCUGGGUGACUCUGGGGGUCCUGUUGUCUGCAAUGAAGAUGGGGUCUGGUUCCUUACCGGAGCCAUCAGCUUUUCUCAAGGUUGUCACCUGACAGAUAAUCCCACCAUUAUCACUUCCACAUCCUUCUAUCAAGACUGGAUCCAGCAGUACACUGACUCCUCUGUAACCUUCACCCCCCAGUCCAUUAAUGUCACAGAUGAUGUGGAUAAUGACAACUGCAGUGACCUUCUGAGUAAUCUGACCUCAGGAUGUGUAUUUUCAGACAUUGAUACUGUAGGCUCAGUGAGUCCUGGGCCGUGGCCCUGGCAAGUGGACCUGUGGAAUGAUGAUCGAAGGGUCUGUGGAGGGGCUCUGAUCUCAACCAACUGGGUUAUAACAGCGGCCCAAUGCUUCAUUGGCCCAGACACUUCAGACUCUCCAUCAGAUUGGUCAGUCACUAUGGCCUCCGGGACACCUGCAAUGAGGCAGUUCGCUGUGCAGAAGAUCAGUAUUCAUGGGUCUUACAUCACUCCAGAACAGGGGAACAAUGUGGCUCUCGUCCGACUUUCUACACCGGCACAAUUAGGAGCCUACACCCAACCAAUCUGUGUUCCCCACGCUUCCCAUAAAAUUCUGUAUAACUCCUCAUGUUGGUUCAUCGGUCAUGAAACCGAUGACCAAAUGGAGACUUCCCUAGGAGUGAAGAUGGAUGUAGUUGGCCCUAACCAAUGCAACUGCAUCUACAGUAAUCCAAAUUCUGGUAACUCCAGUGUCUCCAUACUGCCUGGUAUGAUAUGUGCCACCAGACAUGAGAAUAUGGAGGGCCAGUGUCUGAGUAAUUUUGGGGGCCCUCUGGCAUGUAAGGAGAAUAAGACCUGGUUUCUGGUUGGCAUGCAGAGCUUUGGAGGAGGUUGUAACACUUCACUUCCCAAGGUGUUUACUGACCUCACACAAUAUGAAGAUUGGAUACUCCGGGGGACUCGAGACGCCUUCUUCCGCUCACAGCUGAACACUCAACCGGCACUGCUGGAUACAGAUAGAUGCUCAUUCAAUAGUCCAAGAGCUUGUGGGCGCUCAGUUACUUCUCCUGGACCUGUUGAUGAGGUCACAGAUAAGACGUGGCCAUGGCAGGGCAGUUUACGGCUAUACGAUUCCCACGUCUGCUCUGCUGUGAUGAUUGCUGAAACCUGGUUUCUGGUUGCUGCUCACUGUAUUCCUAGGUAUAGCUCUAUUAGUGAGUACACAGUAUCACUGUCCAGACAACUCCAGGAUGGGCCCAAUCCUCGAGAGGUGACACGUAAGAUCAAGAGAGUGGUGCCUCACCCAGGAUACAAUACGAAGACUGGAGAAAAUGACCUGGCACUGGUGGAGAUGUUCUACGGAAUCACUUUCAGUGACUACAUUCUGCCCAUUUGUCUCCCUCGGUACCAGUCUCUACUUCUUCCCACUAGAUGUUGGGUCAGUGGUUGGGGAAAACUGUACCCCUCAGACGGUAUCUCUUCCUCUCCACCUCUGAGACAUCUGGAGGUCUCCCUGUUGGAUGCCAAGAAUUGUGGAGCUCAAGGAAACAUUACGCAGAGUGGUGGACAACAGUGUGCAGCUGCCAAACGAGACAACACAUUGACCUGCCUGAUGGAUUCCAGUGCUCCACUGGUAUGCCAACCCAAGUCUGGAGGUCCCUGGUUCUUGUAUGGUAUGGCUAACCAAAGGUCUCCGCCCAAGAAUUCAUGCCCCGGAAACUUUACUGAAGUGAUGCCCAUACUGCCCUGGAUACAAGAGGUGGUUCCCAACAAGGAUCUUAGCUAUUUGGCAAGUAGUACGCCAAUGCCAGACGCAGGACAAAAUGACUCCAUGCCCUCGGCCAACACAACAAUUGUUCCGCCAUCUCUACACAGCACAACGCUGAUAUUACACAGCGCCAGUACCCCCAAGACAGACGUCUCCUGCUCAGGUGCCCAGGAUGGAGUUACCUGUUCUGGACACUCCACAACCAACACGUCUGGAAUUUCACCAACAAUGCGCUCCGGUGCAGGGUCUGUGUGGUGGAACCAGUCUACACAUUGUCUUCUGCUUCUCCUAAGUCUUGUUCUCUGCUGCUGAGGACCUUCAAAGACUGCAGCUUAUUUCAGAGCCUCCUGAGCAGCAUUCAUACUGCAGCCUUCAUGAGUAGCAUCACAUGUCACCUGUCAGACAUUGCAUUCUCACAAGUCUUAUGGAGGAUGGAAUUAGCAAACUUGAAUUUUUUUUGUACAGCAGAUGACCAACCAGGUGUCAGACACAUACAUUGUUACUUAUAUGUAUAUACCAUAUACCUCUCCUGAAGGUAAUGCAGAUUUGUAAUGUUUGUAAGUGAUUUCUUAAAGCCGCAGCAGUAACUGUGCAGACACUUUUAUUUUUUGCAGCUCUACUUUUUUCUUCAGGUUCCCAGUGCGGACUUGACUUCCUGUCUUGGUGACCAUUGGUGCAUGUGCACAAGUGGUGACUUGUUUUAAAGGGAAGGUGUCAUCAGAAAGUGACCUAUUGUUUAAAUCGUGUUUUUAUAUUUACUAUAUUUUUAAAGAAUUUUGGGUGACGUUAUUUUUCAUUUUCCAUGUUAAUAUCUAUAUUUAACCCCUUAGUGACCACCCAUAUGCCUUUUUACAGCGGUCACUAAGGGGCCUUAGGCUGGUCCACCGCCUUUUCACGGUGACCCGGUCUAAGUGAAGUGGAGAGCAGGGGCACGGCUCUCGUAUGAGAGCCGCACUCCUGUUCUAACAGCCCGGACCGGCAGAAGUGCUGAUCUGAGCUGUUUAACCCCUUACAUGCCCUCAUACAGCUAUACAGA
Molecule: messenger RNA, 3509 nt
Organism: Bufo bufo (common toad)
Lineage: Eukaryota; Metazoa; Chordata; Amphibia; Anura; Bufonidae
Gene: PRSS53
Product: serine protease 53
Exons: 14
Coding region: 17-2785 (922 amino acids)
Biological process (GO): proteolysis
Molecular function (GO): serine-type endopeptidase activity
Source: RefSeq, a predicted model, not a curated record